GGAAAAAGCCAAAAAUAUAAGGGGCGCGGGAAUAUAAUAAUAAUUAAAGUGGCAUUUUCGCGCGAGAAAAAUUUCACAAAAUCACACACUAUUUAAAAGCUAGGGUUUCGACGUCUAAUAAGUAUUUCAAUAAACUCAUCAGCUUCGAAAUCUAACCGAGGUAUGGAUACAUCAAACCCUGCAGUCUUCGUCAAUGCUGAGCUCCUCCGCUUGCAUAUGGGAAGGAGGGUUCGAGCUGUGAUUCAGGUUAUGCGCUCUGAUGGUGGCGGUACAGUGAUUGGGAGAUCUACAGAUGACCAGCAGAUAGUUGUGAAAGGCAAUCCCCCUGGUCCUCUUACAACAUUUGUUGAGGUCAUAGGUAUCGCUGACAGUAACCAAUCUAUCCGUGCUGAAAUGUGGUCCAACUUUGGGGACACACUAGAUACAUAUAGCUACAACCAUGUUUGCUUGCUGGCAAAUGGCGAUUAUAAACACUUGUUCAUAUGAGGACUUGAAAUCGACAUGAUUUAGUGGAUCCUAAGAAUUGAUCCAACUCUUUCACUGCCUCUAUCCUUAUACAUGAUGUCUGUGAAAACUUGUUUAGUUUGGGAUGGCUGUUAUGUUGUGGUAUAUGUGCCUGCUGAAAUCCAGAAAUUCUAUUACUUGCACUACAUUGUCUCUGUUGCUAGGCAAUGUUAGCUUUUGCUGAUUUGCAACUCCAUAUAUUGAUAGUUGAGUAACAACA
Molecule: messenger RNA, 724 nt
Organism: Lycium barbarum (goji berry)
Lineage: Eukaryota; Viridiplantae; Streptophyta; Magnoliopsida; Solanales; Solanaceae
Product: replication protein A 14 kDa subunit B-like
Exons: 3
Coding region: 163-486 (107 amino acids)
Biological process (GO): DNA recombination; DNA repair; DNA replication
Cellular component (GO): nucleus
Molecular function (GO): DNA binding
Source: RefSeq, a predicted model, not a curated record